This is a messenger RNA of Electrophorus electricus (electric eel), 1749 nucleotides long. RefSeq names its product polymerase (RNA) III (DNA directed) polypeptide D (gene polr3d). Gene Ontology annotation, biological process: tRNA transcription by RNA polymerase III. Gene Ontology annotation, molecular function: DNA binding. The record is from RefSeq and is a predicted model, not a curated record. Lineage: Eukaryota; Metazoa; Chordata; Actinopteri; Gymnotiformes; Gymnotidae. Gene Ontology annotation, cellular component: RNA polymerase III complex.
UCCGUCACCGACAGCUAUGGUGGCUGCUGGUUUCUACGUGUAGACGGGCACCACAUGUUUUGGGGCGAAUCUAACGGUUUUGCAGGUUAUCUCGCUUCGUUGAGCGUCGUAGUCAGACUGGGAAGUGAGCAGGUGUUGCAGUGUGAGAAUGGCUAGCCCAGGUGCCGGUGAUCCCACUGGACCCUCUCGGACCCUGCACCCAGGUGCCGGAGGCCGGGUACUGGGACGCAGGCUACCGGCUGCGCUCUCUCCUGGACGCCUUCCUGCCAUGCGCUCCAGAGACCUUACUCUAGGCGGAGUGAAGAAGAAAACCUUCACACCCAACAUCAUUGGCCGUAAGAGUAAAGAAGAACUGAAAGCAGAUGAGGGGCCCAGGAGAGAGAGGAAGGAUGCGGAUCGGGGGCGACAGCGUGAUGGGCGUGGCCGGGGCCGGGGCCGCCCGGAAAUCAUCCAGUCCCAUUCCAUCUUUGAGCAGGGACCCGCAGACAUGAUGGCCAAAAGGAGAGGUGUGUAUGAUGACACGCGAGACACGCCCAACAGUGGCCCCUCCCCAAUCAUUAAUAUUAAGAAGGAGAAGAGAGAGACAGAGGAGGAGACCAAGGAGAUUCUGCGCAAGUUAGAGAGAGACAAUUUUCUGGAUGACCCCCAUCUGAGGAGCGAGGCACGGAGCUACCCCGUUCAGCUGCCCCUGGCUGUGUCUGGCUGGGUCUUUAAAGAGGACCUUGGGGAAAGCGCACAGACAGGCUGCCUCAAAACAGAGAAGAGCUCUGGAGAAGACGAACCGAUGAACACAGAGAGCGCUGAGGCUACGGUUACAGUCAAGCAAGAACCUCCCGACACGCCCGAGUUAAAGAGGGUGGAGCCUAUGUUCAGGCCCCCGCCCCUCCCCGCACCUCAUUCAUUGCCCGAGCUGCUUCAAGUGUGGGGUCAGUGCAAAGAGGAGGAGCUACUCUUCAUGCAGCUCCCUGAUUCGCUGCCAGGCCAACCGCCGACCAGUGACGUCAGACCAACCAAAACCACGGUGCAGUCGGGGGAUGGACAAACCAUGCUGCAGAAGACUGAGGACAAGCAGGAGGAAGCUAAGGAAGAGAACUGCUGUUCUCUGAGGGACCUGCAGGAGGGGGUGGUGGGCCGUAUGCUGCUGAGACGAUCGGGCCGAGUGCAGCUCAUCCUGGGGAGCGUGACGCUGGACGUGGCGCUGGGCACACCUUGCGCUUUCCUUCAGGAGCUGGUGUCAGUUGGGAUGGAGGCCAGAAGAGGAGAUAUGACUGUGCUUGGCCACAUUAAACACAAACUGGUGUGCUCACCUGACUUCGAGGCUCUUCUGGAGAACAAAGCUUGAGGAGAGUGAGGGUGGAGAACAGUGUGUCUUCUUAUGGGGUCUCAUUUGAGUUUACGGAGGUGUUCUAUUUAUUAGCAGGAGAUGUAGAGCUCUUGGUCUUGAAUGAUACUUAUUUAUACACACAAUUCAGUUUAUUCAGGAAAUUAAAUUGACCUUGACCAGGUUCUGAGAAACACAUGUAAAGGUGGAGAAGUGAUGAUUAAAAUACAGCAUGUUUGUCUCAGGCACUUGAUUGUUCUUAGUAUAUGAAUAAUGAUCAACCCUAAGAAUGUUGUAAAAAUGCAGAAUGUUAGAUAUGAUAUACAUGUUGCAUAUUACAAAGAAUUUUUAAAAAGUUCAAAGCAUAUUAUUUCGUCCCGUCAUACUUUAUUAAAAUGUCUUAUUAUUUAGUCACAUAACCUCAUCAA